UACCCUUCAACUUCACGUAAGACUAUCAAGCAAAAAAGUACGCCCUAAAAAAAUAAAAUAAAGGUACUCCUUUUCUAGUUACAUUACCAAUAGUACGAUGCGAAGGCUUUGGCAUCGAUUAAACGUGCCUAGUCCAUGUAUAUAUUGCACGCAAACACUUCUCUUCCCCCCACUUUUAUCGAGACCUUCUCUCUUUUCUAAAUCAUACCAAACCCUGUUUCCUUCACCAUUGAAGACCGCUCGAGAAACAAGCACCGAAGUCCACACUAAUAAACCCGCGCUUCUUGCUGAUUUUUAUCGUUCGCUUUCAACACAAGACAUUGAUUGCAUUUGGCCCUUGUAUACCUACCUCUACACCAACGACUUACUCUCUACCCUAACUCGCAAAAAUUUUCACCACAUCUUUUUAUACACCAUUCGAGCUCGUGCCAGUCAAAAAAACCUGCUUCGAUUAACAGCUCUGACAGACGACAUGCGAAAACGUGGCUUUCAGUUACGCUUAAACGAAUACAAUUCAUUGAUUCAUUGGGUGGGAGGUAAAACUGUGCCCAACUUACACCCCCACCAUCUCUUGGACGCAUUGAAAAUAUUCGAAGACAUGCAAAAACCAGAGUUGGUGACAGAAGCAGGCGAAAUUAUCCAAAAGGAACCCGUACAACCCUCCGUCGUGACAUUCAAUACUUUGAUUGAUAUUGCAGUGCAACUGUCAGAUAUUAGAACAGCUCAGAGAUUGUAUCAUGAUAUGGUUUCUCGUCAUCUUCAGCCUGACGUCUACACCUAUUCGUCUUUAUUGCAUUCAAUGGGAAAGAUGGGUGAUGUGAGUGGAAUGGAUCAUAUGCUGAACGACAUUCGAAAUAACGGAUUAAAUACCAUGGCCAAAAAUACAGCGAUAUGGAACGUGGUGAUGUCAGGGUAUGCAUGUAAUGGAUUUAAGGACAGGACCUACGCCAUGUUUGAACAGAUGGUCGAAGCUUAUUCAAAGGACCAGAAAAAGAAGAAGAAGAAACAUAAAUCAAAGAUCAACUCAACCACACAACCAGCGCUAAAACAAGUGCCAAUAACAGAUGCUGAAAGCUAUAGGAUCUACAUUGAUUUAAUGGUUCACGAUAAUAGACGGGAUGAAGCGAUUCGAGUGCUUUAUAAUAUGGAGACAUUGGGUAUCAAACCAACCAUCACGAUAUACAACACUUUAUUUGGAUCCUUUAUGAAAUCCACUAAAUUUCACUUGUAUGAUGAAGAAGUCGAUCCAGAACAAACUGUGAAAUUGAACACCUUACAGCAAUUAUAUAAAUCUAUGAAAGAUACUCAAGUGAAGCCGAAUUCUGAAACUAUGUAUACCCUCGUAUCAGCUUUUCUUGAUUUAGGUGAUACCAAAUCUGCACUAGGAGCUUUUGUAUCCUUAAGUAAUAUGUCUCAAACUCUCUCCACACCACCAGCAAGAAAAAGUAUACAAUCUAAUUCAGUUGCAACCUUAGCGAAAGAACGCUUAUUGCUUGCCAAUAGGGAUCCAACUAAAAUAGAACCUUAUCAAGAAUUAUUAGACAGGCUGAACGGUGUAGUAACAAAAUCUCUGUAAUUUUUCUUUCUCUUUCUCUUUGCCAAAAAUCAAUCCAAACCCCCAAAAUUGUAUAUUAUAAUA
Mucor mucedo is the source of this 1639-nucleotide messenger RNA. RefSeq lists its product as uncharacterized. Lineage: Eukaryota; Fungi; Mucoromycota; Mucoromycetes; Mucorales; Mucoraceae. The transcript has a single exon. Gene Ontology annotation, molecular function: protein binding. Bases 98 to 1576 code for a protein of 492 amino acids. The record is from RefSeq and is a predicted model, not a curated record.